Rotaria sp. Silwood2 is the source of this 967-nucleotide messenger RNA. The record is from the annotation of a GenBank genome assembly. NCBI's taxonomy places the organism in Eukaryota, Metazoa, Rotifera, Eurotatoria, Philodinida, Philodinidae.
AUGUCUAAAUUAUCUGGUCAAUGUAAACAUGAAUUAUGUUUAAAACAAUUUCAUUCUAAACCAAUACGUGUAUAUCAAUGUUCAUCUCAUUGUCAAAAAAUGUUUUGUAUUAAACAUUUAUGUGAACAUGAUCAAUAUAUUGAAGAACAUAUUCGCUAUCGAAAUCAAUUAGAAGAAUUGUUCAAUAAUUAUUCUGUAAUAUUUGAUGAAGAUGAACUUCAAAAACAAAUUCAACAUUUACAAAGAAAACUUGAAAAUUAUCAGCAAUUAAAUGAAUAUACUAAGAAUUUAUUAUCAAUUCAUAGUUCUUCUAGUUCAAUGGAAAAUAAUCAAGAACUUAAGAUAGCUAUUGAAACAGUAACGAAAGCUAUUGAACAAGAAAAUCAAUCGAAAUCAUUUAGUUGUAAGUUAUUUUAUUCAAAAACAAAAAAACAAAAGAAAAAGAAUAACUUUUGUUAGGUGAUAUUAAUUCGAAAAUCGAAUCGGUAAUAAAUUGCGAGGAAGAAAACCAAGCGGUUACCAAUCAUGGUAAAUUAUCAUAAAUGAGAGAAACUCUCGAAAUUAUUCUACUAGUUGUAUUAUUAAAUUUUUUCACUGCUGUAAUUACUAAGAAGAAUCUAAAGAAUGAUUUGUGUUGAGAAUUUUAUUUUCAAGAUCAAAAUAGUUUUUUCAUGACAGUCUCUAAAAAAAUAAAACCUUAGAUUUUUAGUUCCUAGAAUUCUGUGUUGAAUCACUCUACAAAAUGAAUCGUUUUCCAGUUCUCUAAAGCAUUUUUGAGCAACCUUCAUCAACUUUACGGAAAGCUAAAAUCAACAGCGCAGAAUCUAUCGAUAAAAUUUAAUUAAAGAUUCUAUUGGAAAAUUUUACUGUAAUAAUUUUUUUUUUUUUUUUUAUUAUGCAAUAACUGCGAUCCUAGGAUCCUAACAGUACCAAAGAUGAAAAGAGUGAGAAAAAAAAAAGAAAAAAA